Messenger RNA from Dendrobium catenatum, 639 nucleotides. RefSeq names its product vegetative cell wall protein gp1-like. The transcript has 2 exons. The record is from RefSeq and is a predicted model, not a curated record. Lineage: Eukaryota; Viridiplantae; Streptophyta; Magnoliopsida; Asparagales; Orchidaceae. The coding region runs from base 1 to 639 and encodes 212 amino acids.
AUGAUAUUGUAUUUGCCACCUUGUCUUUUAUUAACUGCUUCAUUAACUGCUUUAUUAACUGCUUCUCGUAAUUCAUUACCUGCUUCAUUAACUGCUUCAUUAACUGCUUCAUUAACUGCUUUAUUAACUGCUUUAUUAACUAUGGCUUCAGGCGACGAUCCUCCUCGUAAAUCAUUUGCCUCAAAGUUCCGCCGGAAGAAGAUUACGACUAGCAGAGUACCCACACAGACUGAGGUAGGUGAGGGGCCUUCAGUUGCACCAGAUCUACCUACACCACCACCGCCACCACCUGCCAGGAGCCAGCAGCCUUCACCAGAGCAGGGUCAGGGACAGUUAGAUCCACCUCUUGUUGCACCUCCAUACUUCCCUGGCCACUUCCCUCCCAGCUCGACGAGUCCUCGCUUCCCCUCUCCAGAUCAGACACAUGCUUCUCCAUUCUAUCCAUAUUACCCCCCACCAUCAUCACAGGCUGCUGGUCCAUCCACUGGUCCUCACCCUCCUUACCCUUACCCAUAUUACUACCCCUAUCCGGUGCAGCAUGAACAGGGUGGACCAUCACGACCACCAGAGGUUGGCGCUACCGAUCCUGCAACAGCAACAGAUAAGCGUCAAUACAUCGAGCCUGACGGCGAUAAGUAA